Messenger RNA from Symbiodinium sp. CCMP2592, 3438 nucleotides. The record is from the annotation of a GenBank genome assembly. NCBI's taxonomy places the organism in Eukaryota, Dinophyceae, Suessiales, Symbiodiniaceae.
AUGCAGCGGUACGGGUGCCAAGACUUCGUCGAGGAGAUUGCUCAUCUCCAGAAGCUGGCCGAGAUGCUGCCAGACUCACCAGUCACCGAGAGCAUGGCCAACACCUUCAUGGCUAAGAUCCAGGGAUUCCAGUCCUGGUCCUCGGAGAGCAUCUGCCAAAUGCUUGCCAAGGCCGGCGAAGCUUCCAAACUGCCAGAGGCCAUGAAAGCAAAGAUUCUGGACACCAUCCAGAAUUUGUCCAUGAACACCGGCUCCCAGCUCAAGUUGGUGAACACUGGCCAGUCCGUCCAGCGGCUGUGUCCAUACUUGACCAGGCCAGACUGGGUCGCUUUGUCCACCCUCACGAGCCAAACGGACCAGCUGGAGCUCUUAGCCAAAAGACUCCGAGCCAUGGGACUGCAUUCUUUAAAAGAAUGCACCAAGGGCCAAGCGGUCGCCAUUGUCUUGAUGGUGCAAGCUUCGCAAGGCAAGCCAAGCCUUUCGGCAGCUGCCAUCAACUCGGCAGUCCAGGACUUCGGAAUCAUCUUCCAGUCCCUGCCAAGCAGCAAUUGCCCCGGCGCCAGCAGAUAUCCAGACCAUCCAUCAGAGAUGGGCCAGCUUUGGCUCUCCAAGGCCUAUGGUCCAGGCGACCAGCCAGAUCUGCAGGACCCAUGCCUGGCUCCAUUUUUGAAGAAAGCCCCUUGGUUGCAUAACUUGGAUCUGUUCCGUGUUGCAUUUGUUUCUUGCAUGCAUGUAGACAUUUCUACGUCUUCGUCCCCGAGGUGCCUCUUCGAAGCACCCAUGCUUCAUUGGCCGGCGGCACCAGGUGCAGGUCCAAGCGGCCUCCAGCGACACCUCAGGGCUCCACCUUACUUCGACCAGGAGCUGGAAAUGCUGAAGCUGCGGCAUGGCAUCCAAGCCCAAGCAGCCACACAAGGCACAGCCACUCUGCAGGGAAGCCAAGGGCCCAUGUGCACCGCCGCAGCAACAGCAGUGUUUCCUUGGCUGUCGCCGCGAAGCAUGGUCCAGUCCCACAGCCAGAGUGCUGCCAGCACAACUGCCCCUGGCCAGGUCUUUGGCCAGAGCACAGCAUCUGCCGCUGCUUUGCCACUUCCUCCGGCAAGCCCGCCUCCUGAAGCCACGACCAGAGUCGAAGCAGCUCCCACGGAGACGACUGCCAAGGAAGACAGUGACGCCAAGACAUUGCAGGAGUACGAGCAGGAGCAGUUCCAGAAGCUGCUGGAUGCCAAGGCCGACAAGAAGAAGAAGGCCAAGGAGGACGGCCAGGCCGACCAGAAGCCCAAGAAACAGCAUAUGAAGCGGCCAGCAGCAGCCAUGUCUACCCGACAAAGCUCGGCGAACCAGGGCACCACCUGCAACGGCCAUGAGGCUGGCAAAGGUGCCACCGCCGCCAAAGGCGGCAGCACAAAGAUCCUCUACGGAUGUCACUCCCAAAGUGCACUGGCUGCUUUUGUGGAAGUCGCCAAGGAACAAGGCCUCCCAGAGAAGAGCUCUUCCAAUGACCAGCGGAAAGCCAGGGAGGAGCUUCUACAGAGCUGCCAUGGUGGGCUACUGGGUCCUUUGAUCCAAGAAGCAGAGGUCACCACCGAUGCUGGUGCCAAAGUCACCAUGUACUUUGCCAACCUCUUGGUUUACCUGGCCAGUCUUUUCCAGAUGGGUGGAAGCUUCCAUGAUCUGAUCCAAAGGAAGCACCGAGCCAACCCAUCAUCCGUCUCCAAGCCAUGGCAACUUAUACUUUAUGCAGAUGAGGUGAUACCAGGAAACGUCUUAGGACCUGCCCAACGUAAAUUUUGGGCCAUUUAUGCCAGCUUCAGGGAGAUGGACCAAUUCCUCCACCACGAGGACCUCUGGCUGACCAUCUCUCUUGAAAGGUCCAACUUCGUGAGCCAUGUCCAGGGCGGCAUCUGCCAGAUCAUGUCCAAGAUCUUGGAAACCAUUUUCGCCAAUGCCCACGUGGAACCAUUGGCAGGGUUUGUGUUGAAAUCCCCACAUGGCCCAGGUUCCGAUGUCCGGCUCCAUUUCCGGUGGGCCAUAUGUCUGGCAGACGGCGGUGCCCAUAAGCAGAUUUGGUCUUCCAAAGGUGAUUCUGGUACCAAAUUUUGCAUAUUAUGCGCCAACAUCCACUCAGGACCACCCACAGGCGACAACGACGACAUCAUGGACCACCGCACGACCAAAUACAGCCAAUUGGUUUUGACCACUGAUGAAGACGUCAUCCAGUCCUACCGCAGAUUAGACGAAAGGCGAGCCACGUGCAGGACCAAAGCAGAAUUCUCGCAAUGGCAACAAGCCACCGGUUGGACCUGGAAUCCCCAGGCCUUGCUCCUGAACCAGACUUUGUUGGCGAAGAACCAAGUGAAGCCAGUCAGCCAGUUCUGCCAUGACUGGAUGCACGGCAUUCUGCAAGGAACGGCCCCAGUCGUGCUGUUCCAGAGCUUCCAAGCCAUCUCCGAGCACUACAACAUUUGGGAGGCCAUGGGCCCAUACAUAAGGAUGUGGAACUUUCCAGGUGCUUCCAAGGCCGGUCACUUGGCUGGUUUGUUCGACACAAGCAAGGUCGCCAAGUACAAGAGCAGCCAGAAGUUCAGUUGCCAAGCUUCGGACCUCCUAGGGCUUUAUCCAAUCAUUCGCCAUUUUUUGCAUUCUGUUGUUGUGUCAAGCGGAAUCUGCCCAGAGGCUUGCCAAGCUUUCUUGAGCCAGGCCUGCUUGAUCGACCAGGUUCACCAAGGGGUCAUGUAUGGAGCCACCACCAGAGCCAGCCUUCUCAGGGCUGCGGAAGAAUCCAUCGAGACCUUCCAACAGGCCAACUUCGACGUGCCACUGAUGCGGAAGUGGCACUGGCUGCUCCACUUGCCUGAUAUUCUCCAACGGCAUGGGUGCCUGCCAUCGACAUUUACGAGCGAACGAAAGCACAAAACCAUAUCUGCUUUCGCCACAAGGCUCCAGAAAACAGCCGCCUUCGAGAUCCACUUGCUCAACCAGGUGCUCGCCACCGAGAUCACCACUUUGACACAGGCCGGGCUGUUUCCAGACUCCUGCCAGUUGGUGAAGCCAAAGAAGCCCAACAAGCACCAGCUGCAAUUCCUCAACCAGUUUGUGGAUUGCUCAGCAACUGAAGCCAUGGUUGCCUCUAUCGCGAGGCUCGCAAGGGGUGGUGCCAUCCAUGCCAACGACGUCGUGGUGUUCCACCAGGAAGACGGAAGAUGGGACAUGGGCCAAGUGCUUUUCCAUUUGGAGCUUGGAGGCGACAAAGCCACACUCGUCCAACGUUGGAGGCCAACAGAGACACAGAAGACAAAGCAGUUCGCCAAGUGCUCCAUCACCAACGAGCAAGGCUUCGUGUCCAUGGACUCCUUGCUGUACCCAAUGGUGUACAGCAAGACCACAGAGAGGGAGGCCACUGUGCUGCUACCGUACCAGCUGUACCACAGGCUUUGA